Molecule: messenger RNA, 528 nt
Organism: Quercus lobata
Lineage: Eukaryota; Viridiplantae; Streptophyta; Magnoliopsida; Fagales; Fagaceae
Exons: 1
Coding region: 1-528 (175 amino acids)
Source: RefSeq, a predicted model, not a curated record
AUGGAAUUCCAGCCAACUUUGAGCUUCUUUGAUGAUGAUAAAGCUGGAACUUUUCAACCGCAUGAUGAUGCCUUGGUGGUUACCUUCCGGAUAGGGGAGUAUAAUGUGAAAAAAGUCUUGGUGGAUCAGGGCAGUGGGGCAGAGAUCAUGUACCCUGACCUGUACAAAGGGCUUAAGUUGAAGCCCAAGGAUUUGGUUAGCUAUGAUUCCCCUCUUGUAGGGUUUGAUGGGAAGACAGUUAUUCCAAAGGGCCAGAUCAGAUUGCCUAUUCAAGCAGGGUCAGUAGUCGUUGAAGUAGAUUUUAUCAUGAUGGACGCGUAUUCCUUCUAUACUGCUAUCAUGGCAAGAUCUUGGCUUCAUGCGAUGAUGGCUGUUUCUUCAACUUUGCACUUGAAAGUGAAGUAUCCUUCAGGGGACCAGGUCGAGGAGCUGAUUGGAAGUCAGGCUUUGGCUAAGCAAUGCCUAGUUGCAGCAAUUAGACAUCAGUCCGAAGGUGAAUCCUUGGCUACCAGAGAAAAGUCUUUAUAG